Aspergillus pseudonomiae is the source of this 924-nucleotide messenger RNA. RefSeq lists its product as uncharacterized. The record is from RefSeq and is a predicted model, not a curated record. The coding region runs from base 1 to 924 and encodes 307 amino acids. NCBI's taxonomy places the organism in Eukaryota, Fungi, Ascomycota, Eurotiomycetes, Eurotiales, Aspergillaceae. The transcript has a single exon.
AUGGCCAUCAGGCCCCAAUCACGCCGCAUUACGCUCGUGGGAGCCACCGGGUCUUUGGGAACCCAGGUCCUGUCAGCUCUCCUUGCAACCGGAGUCCACGACGUGUCUGUGAUCAUCCGGCCCGGAACGAGCACUGCUUUCAACGAGAGAGUUGCGGUGUACCCCGUUGAUCUGGAUGACGUGGACGCUCUCACCUGGUGCCUGGAGGGGCAAGAGGUCCUCAUCAUGACCCUCAGCCCAGACGGCUACAAUCAAGAGAUCUCCCUAAUCAAGGCCGCUGCAGCAGCGCGAGUCCCGUACAUCAUCCCGACCGAGUUCGGCUCUGAUCCCAUGCACCAGCGGCUGAACAGCGAAAUCUUCCUGGCGGAGAUGCAGCGGCCCUUCCGGGCAUUGAUCGAAGAACUCGGGGUCAGCGCAUGGAUCGGCGUCGUGACUGGGCUCUUCUUUGACUUCAACAUCCGGAAUGGCUUCUGGGGCCUGGACCUCGCGAAACGGUCCGUCCGCCUCUAUGACGACGGCCGCGUCCCGAUCAACACCACCACCCUGUCCUGGGUGGGCACCUCGUUGGCCCGCUUCUUUUCCAUGCCCGACCACUUCGUCCAGCGGUAUCGGAAUCAAUGGGUCUUCUUCAGUUCGUUCUUGGUCAGUCAGCGCGACGUGUGGGAGAGUGCCCAGCGAGCUACAGGUACCACCGAGGUGGACUGGCGGGUUGAGACAGUCGAUGCCAAGGCUUCAGCUGAACAAGCCAAGAAGAGCAUCCAGCAAGGAGACUGCGUGGCUGUGUUUAGCUUGCUGUUCGCGCUGACCUUCCAGGAUGGCUUUGGAUCCGACUUUUCGGACCGGGUCAUUGACUAUGGCGCGAUGGACCUGACUCCCCCGCCCCUUGAUGCUGUCCUCAAGGAGCUUGUGGAAGAGUGUACCUAA